UAAGAACGGUUGUUAUAUCCAUCAACUACUACUGACGCGGGUGCUACAGAAUCAUUUUUAUAACGCAUCAAAUAAAAUUGAAAUUAUUAAAGAAAUUUUAUUCGAAUAAAAGAUCAUUUUAGUGAUUUGUGACAGAAUAAUUAAAAUUUCAAAAAAGUAAAUUGCACAUUUUUAAAAAAGAUUUUGUUGUGUGUGUGUCGCCACAUAAUAAAAAGUGAAGCAAAAAUUUAAUUGAAUUUAAUUCAAUUAAAAGUGAACAAUUUAUAGUGUUUUUUUGCAAACAUCCCCCCAAAAAGAAUUGAAUUAAAACAGAAAUAUAAUACAAAAUGAAUUGUUAAUAAAAGGCAAUAAAUACUUUAAAAAAAAAUUAACACAUUAAUUGUAGUGUUUUGAAAAAAAAAAGUUUUUAAAAAGGCGGCCACAAGUAAAAGACUUUUUUUAAUUAAAAUUUUCAUACUAAACACUUAAAGUAAAUUAAAUUUCUCAAUAUGGCGGACGAAACUUUACACACUAUACCGUUAGAAAACAAUAUUGAUGUUCAUAUUGUUACAUUAUUCGAACGUCUGGAGGCCAUGCGCAAAGAUACUCAAUGCAAUGCUUUAAAUAAUCGUCUCUCCAGCACUUUACAACCGAAAAGAAGCAUGCAGGCUGAGAUCAGAACUUUGGAAUUUUGGAGAUCCAUUAUUAGUGAAUGUUUGGCAUCAUUCUUUUAUGUUUUUAUUGUAUGUGGUGCAGCGGCUGGAGCUGGUGUGGGUGCCAGUGUCUCUUCAGUAUUGUUGGCUACUGCCUUAGCUUCUGGUUUAGCCAUGGGCACCCUGACACAAUGUUUUCUUCAUAUAUCGGGUGCUCAUAUAAAUCCAGCCGUAACAUUAGCAUCCUGUGUAAUACGUAAUAUCUCACCCAUGCGUGCUUGUAUGUAUAUAACGGCCCAAUGUGGUGGAGGUAUUGCGGGAGCUGCUUUACUGUAUGGUGUCACCGUGCCUGGUUAUCAGGGUAAUUUACAGGCGGCCAUUUCACAUAGCGCCUCUUUAGCAGCCUGGGAACGUUUUGGUGUGGAAUUUAUUUUAACAUUUGUUGUUGUUCUGACAUAUUUUGUUUCAACCGAUUCCGUUAAAAAAGUUAUGGGACAUUCAGCCUCCGCCAUAGCAGCCGCCUAUAGUGCGUGCAGUUUUGUCUCGAUGCCAUAUUUAAAUCCUGCACGCUCAUUGGGUCCAUCUUUCGUUUUAAAUAAAUGGGAUAAUCAUUGGGUGUAUUGGUUUGGUCCUUUAGUUGGUGGCAUUGCUUCGGGCAUUGUUUAUGAGUUUAUUUUCAAUACCAAACGAAAUGCUCGCCAUAUUAAGGCCUCCAUGGAUAAUGAAUCUUCUUCGAUUAAUUCCGAGGAUGAAUUGAAUUAUGAUUUGGAUAUGGAAAAACAAAAUAUGCAUGGCAAAUAUCCGGGAACUUUCCAGAGAGCACAAGCCGCCAAUACGGCACCUACCCAAAAUCCUGCUACUAAUGCAGCAGCUAAUGGCAAUUACUGUCAAAAUCUCUAUACAGCACCACCCAAAUUUGAUCAGGCUGAACCAUUAUAUGGUGGCACUCGUUCCAUGUAUUGUCGUUCCCCCACCUUGACACGCACUAAUUUGAAUCGUUCGCAAUCGGUUUAUGCUAAAAGUAAUACUGCCAUUAAUCGUGAUAUAGUGCCACGUUCGGGUCCUUUGGUGCCAGCUCAAAGUUUAUAUCGCAUGAAUGCUCAACAGAAUCAUCAGCAACAACAGCAGCAGCAGCAACAGCAACAACAACAGCAGCAACAACAGUCUUCUCAUUUGCAAAAUCAGAACUUACAAAAUCAAUUGCAACAGAGAUCGGAAAGUAUCUAUGGUGUACGCACUUCGACCAGACAAAAUCAACAGCAACAACAGCAGCAACAACAUCAAACUCAAAUGCAACAUGUAGGACAACUAAUGCCACACCCACAACAACAACCACCACCACAGCAGCAGCAGCAACAACAACAGCCUCCACAACAUGCCACACAAGACAAUUCUCAAGGUUUCCAGGCAGUUUAUGGCACCCGUCACAAUCCUAAUCCCAUGGAUGGUAAUACGAAAUACGAUCGUCGUCCUGAAUCGGUUUAUGGCAUGACAGUACCCCGUAAUCGUGGCCAAUCUGCACAAUCAGAUGAUAGUUCUUAUGGUUCUUAUCAUGGUUCCUCAGUAACUCCACCCGCCCGUAUACCCAGCACAGAACCACCAAUGUUGUUGUACAAUCCUCCUCCACAACCAAAUCACAAUCAAGUGUCUUCCACAAAUCCCUCAGCCAUGAGAACACAAUCGGAACGUAAAGUUUCGGCGCCAGUAGUAUCAUCACAAGCCUCCUCAGUAACCUCCACAACUGUGGGUCAAUAUACCACAAGUCAAGGACCACCACAGGGGCCACCUUCUUUACAACAACAGCAACAGAUGAUGGUACACCAACAACAACAGCAGCAGCAGCAACAACCACCUCCACCUCAUCCCCAGCAGCAGCAACAGCAUCAACAUUACGGCAUGUUGCCUAUGAGAUCCAAUUGAAAAAGGCUUUCCUGGAGCCCGGCUCUAAAUGAAUGUGCGAGAGAAACAUCAUUGUCAAUUGUACUUGAGAAGUUUUCCUUAAAAGAGACUGAGGACAAAGAGGAAUAGUUAAAAUAAUCGUUAAAAAAAAAAACUUUCACUAAAGUGUUUCGAUUCCACAACACUAAAGGAAUUGAAACGAAAAAUUGAAUAAAUUGUCAUGACACUUUCAACUGCUCUUUCUCUUUUAGCAUAAAAAUAAUACAUUUUUUAAAAACAAUUGACAAUAAUGUUUAUAAAAUUAAAACUGCAAACACGAUGAUCAUUUCACUACACUUUCCACUACCUUAACCCUUUAGGGGAAAACUAUUUAUAUAAAGUCUCAAGAGUUUAUCAAAAAAAGUGUUCAGUUUUAAUAUUACAUCUCCAAACGCCCAAAACAAAACAAAAAAAGUCUUUCGAAUCUAUAGGCCUUUACAGCCCCUAAACUACAUAGAUUAUAGUAAUGUCCAAAGGAACUCUCAUUCACUAAUUAAAACCUAAAAACUGUAGUAUAACAAUAAUGCAAGGUAUCAGCGUUUAAAUAUUAAAUCCCUUCUUUUAGUUUAGUCCAACUUUAGCAUUAAUAAAACAAACAAAUCAAUAACAUUUUAUAGAAACGUUAUGGAAUGGAACCAUUAACCUUGCAAAAGUCAUUUGUUUAACCCACAAUUAUACAUAUACUAAAACCCAUAGUUUAUUUUAAUCAUAACCUUAAAAUAUGAAUUUAUUCUUAAUAUUAAAUCAUAAUAUUGUGCAAAUAUGUAUGUAACAGCUU
Molecule: messenger RNA, 3348 nt
Organism: Lucilia sericata (common green bottle fly)
Lineage: Eukaryota; Metazoa; Arthropoda; Insecta; Diptera; Calliphoridae
Gene: bib
Product: neurogenic protein big brain
Exons: 5
Coding region: 489-2552 (687 amino acids)
Biological process (GO): transmembrane transport
Cellular component (GO): plasma membrane
Molecular function (GO): water channel activity
Source: RefSeq, a predicted model, not a curated record